UGGAGAUCAGAACCCGGGUGCUUUCAUCUGGCUUGCCACAAUCUGACAGUGCUUUCUGGUUCCUGGUGAGCGUUUCUCAGUGCCCAGGUUUGGCCAUGGAAGGGUGGAGCUGCCUUGUGACCGGAGGAGGAGGAUUUCUGGGCCAGAGGGUCGUCUGCUUAUUGGUGGAGGAGAAGGAUCUGCAGGAAAUCCGGGUGCUAGACAAAGUCUUCAGACCAGAAGUUCGGGAGGAAUUUUCUAAGCUCCAGAGCAAGAUCAAGCUGACCCUGCUGGAAGGAGACAUUCUGGAUGAGCAGUGCCUGAAAGGGGCCUGCCAGGGCAUCUCGGCGGUCAUCCACACUGCCUCUGUCAUUGAUGUCAGGGAUGCUGUCCCGCGAGAGACCAUCAUGAAUGUCAAUGUGAAAGGUACCCAGCUGCUGUUGGAGGCCUGUGUCCAGGCCAGCGUGCCGGUCUUUAUCCACACCAGCACCAUAGAGGUGGCUGGGCCCAACUCCUACAGGGAGAUCAUCCAAGAUGGCCACGAAGAAGAGCAUCAUGAAUCGGUAUGGUCCUCCUCAUACCCAUACAGCAAGAAGCUUGCCGAGAAGGCAGUGCUGGGAGCUAAUGGGUGGGCUCUGAAAAAUGGUGGCACCUUGUACACGUGUGCCUUGAGGCCCAUGUACAUCUACGGGGAGGGGAGCGCAUUCCUUUCUGCCUUCAUGCACGGAGCCUUGAAGAACAACGGCAUCCUGACCAAUCACUGCAGGUUCUCCAGAGUCAACCCAGUCUAUGUUGGCAAUGUGGCCUGGGCCCACAUUCUGGCCUUGAGGGCCCUGCGGGACCCCAAAAAGGUCCCAAACAUCCAAGGACAGUUCUACUACAUCUCAGAUGACACGCCUCACCAAAGCUACGAUGACCUCAAUUACACUUUGAGCAGAGAAUGGGGCUUCUGCCUGGAUUCGCGGAUGAGCCUUCCUAUUUCUCUGCAGUACUGGCUUGCCUUCCUGCUGGAAAUAGUGAGCUUCCUGCUCAGUCCAAUUUACAAAUAUAACCCCUGCUUCAACCGCCACCUAGUGACUCUUUCAAACAGCGUGUUCAUCUUCUCCUAUAAGAAAGCUCAGCGAGAUCUGGGAUAUGAGCCCCUCUACACUUGGGAGGAAGCCAAACAGAAAACCAAGGAGUGGAUUGGCUCCCUGGUGAGACAGUACAAGGAGACCCUGAAAACAAAGAUUCACUGACUUAGGAGUGACAACGAUGGGAAUGUGGACAUGUGGGUAUGGUUAGCAGAUGUCUAUCGAGCGCUCCCCUUGAGACUUCAUACAGAAAGUAACACAGACACAAGCCUGCGUCCUCCUGCCUCCCUUUUAGAAGAUGCUAAUCUGCCUUCCGCCUCCAGAAACUGUGUCUUUCGCUGGCCCAAGUGGAAGCUUUCUUCCCUACCCGCCUCCAGGGGACAGACAAGGUGAUUUGCUGCAGCUGCUGAUACCAAAAUCUCAGUGACAGAUUCUGAGUUAUUUGGGCUUCUUUUAACUUCGAAUUUUGCCUCUUAGCUCCACUUUCUUUGUUAAAUGUGAAAGCAUUUCUUUUAAAAGUUCAUAUUCCUUCAUGCAGCUCAAUAAACAUGAUCAACGUUUUCAUGACUCAUCGGGA
Molecule: messenger RNA, 1629 nt
Organism: Odocoileus virginianus texanus
Lineage: Eukaryota; Metazoa; Chordata; Mammalia; Artiodactyla; Cervidae
Product: 3 beta-hydroxysteroid dehydrogenase/Delta 5-->4-isomerase
Biological process (GO): hippocampus development; response to corticosterone; C21-steroid hormone metabolic process
Cellular component (GO): intracellular membrane-bounded organelle; cytoplasm
Molecular function (GO): 3-beta-hydroxy-Delta5-steroid dehydrogenase (NAD+) activity
Source: RefSeq, a predicted model, not a curated record